This is a messenger RNA of Oncorhynchus keta (chum salmon), 931 nucleotides long. Its product is annotated as serine/threonine-protein kinase haspin-like. Gene Ontology annotation, molecular function: histone H3T3 kinase activity; ATP binding. The record is from RefSeq and is a predicted model, not a curated record. Lineage: Eukaryota; Metazoa; Chordata; Actinopteri; Salmoniformes; Salmonidae. The annotation marks the transcript as partial. Gene Ontology annotation, cellular component: nucleus; cytoplasm. Gene Ontology annotation, biological process: intracellular signal transduction; mitotic cell cycle. The transcript has 7 exons.
GUCUAUCAGACAGUAUUAUAUUAUAAUGUUCCAGGUAUCCAGUCUAUCAGACAGUAUUAUAAUGUUCCAGGUAUCCAGUCUAUCAGUCAGUAUAAUAUUAUCAUGUUCCAGGUAUCCAGUCUAUCAGACAGUAUAGUAUUGGGGACUCCAGUUCGUGGUAACAGACUCCACCUGUCCUCUCUGCUGGUCAACCUCACUCCUGAGACUUACACCUGGAGUCGCCUCAAAGCUGCCCUCUCCCUACACAGGAAGACCAAAGCGUUCCUGACUCCGAAGAGGCCUCUCUACCUGCUGUCCUCUCCUGAGGCGGAGCUAGGGGCGGGGCUAGGGGCGGAGCUAGGUGAUGUCAGUCAAAAACUGUUCUCCACACCCCGCUGCACGCCCCGCCCACCAAACCUCCGCUCAACGAUACGUGGGAGUACUCCUCUGAGUGUGUAUUCGUUAGACGGAGAGCUGUCUGAUGACCAGAAGGUGUUUUCGGAGUGUAACCAGACAGGACCUCUGGGCUUCCAGGACUGUCUCCCAGCAGCCAGGAUGAAGCUGUGUAGGAAGGUAGGAGAGGGGACCUUCGGAGAGGUCUUCAGUACCACCAACACCUCUGGAGACGCCGUCGCUCUCAAGAUUAUCCCAGUAGAAGGAUGUGACCAGGUGAAUGGAGAGGAACAGAAAACCUUUGGAGAAAUCCUCCACGAGAUUAUCAUCUCCAAGGAGCUGAGCAGUCUAAAGGAGAAGAAACACAACCAGACCACUGGCUUCAUCGGACUAAAGGAUCUCCACUGUGUCAAGGGCUGCUACCCUCCAAGCCUGCUGAAAGCCUGGGACUCCUUCAACACACAGAGAGGAUCAGAGAAUGACCGGCCAGGUGAGAAAGAGACACCUGUACACCUGUCUGUCUCCCUCUUAACCCAGGGGAUGUCAAACAUCCAGCCAG